This is a messenger RNA of Aureobasidium subglaciale EXF-2481, 3228 nucleotides long. RefSeq lists its product as uncharacterized. Gene Ontology annotation, cellular component: chromatin. NCBI's taxonomy places the organism in Eukaryota, Fungi, Ascomycota, Dothideomycetes, Dothideales, Saccotheciaceae. Gene Ontology annotation, biological process: DNA-templated transcription; regulation of transcription by RNA polymerase II. The coding region runs from base 1 to 3228 and encodes 1075 amino acids. The transcript has 3 exons. Gene Ontology annotation, molecular function: zinc ion binding; DNA-binding transcription factor activity, RNA polymerase II-specific; RNA polymerase II cis-regulatory region sequence-specific DNA binding. The record is from RefSeq and is a predicted model, not a curated record.
AUGGAGAACCAAUACCCCUCCACCACCUACAUGCCUCCGCCCACGAGCUUUGCGCCCUUCCCGAGCUACUCGUCGCAUCACCAGCAGCAGUCGCAACACCCUCAGCAACACUCGCAGCACCCUCAACACCCUCAACCCCAGCAGCACCAGGCUCAACAGCACCAGCAACAUCAACAGCAGCAGCAGGGUCCGCCGCAGCAAGAGCCAUCGCGCGACAACCACAACAACCAUGGCCAGACUCUGCCCCCCUUGCACACCCAAACCGCAAAUUUUGGUCAGCUGCCAUCCUUGUACAACGGCUCUGCUAGUCACCCUCAGACUCCCACUUCCGUCCACACGCCUACCACUUCCUCAAUGGGCGCCAGCAGUCUCCAUGCCUUCUCGCAGCAACAGCAGCAGCACCAAUCGUCGCCGGCGACGACUGGUUCCAUGCUGCCUCCGACGUCAACCUACAUCCCUUACACGACUUCCCAAUCGACUCUGCCUCCUGCUUCAACCGUGACAAGUGCUGCACAAACUCCGGCUCAAGCUCGUCUGCCCGACUUGCGUCCCCUUCAGCCUCAGGCUUCGUACAAUGGUCUGUCAACCCUGCCUAGCUUUGGCGCAUCUGGUUUGGUAGCUGCGCAACCGUAUAUGCAGAACCACGAGUCGGAACCUACCCACGUCGUUGGAUCACAGGGAAGACGUGGUAUCCUGCCAAGUGCACCCGGUCGUGCGGCUGCUCCCACACCAGGCACCGCUGCUGCUGCUACGAGCAAGUCGAUGAUCCCAGCCAAGGAUGCUGAUGGAAAGUUCCCUUGCCCACACUGCACAAAGACAUACCUUCACGCAAAGCAUCUGAAGAGACAUCUUUUGCGCCAUACUGGAGACCGACCUUACAUGUGCCAUCUUUGCAAAGACACUUUCUCUCGUAGUGACAUCCUGAAGCGUCAUUUCCAGAAGUGCUCGAUCCGCCGCGGUAACCCUACAGGAGCCAACCACCUCGCCCAUCAGCGCAGAAACACAAACGGCUCUAACCGCAUGUCCAUCAGCAGCACCGAGCCAGUCGCCCUCGCAGGCCUCGCCGAGGCAGCUGGGGCUCCCUACGCUAACGGAACCGUCAUGAACGGCGUCACCAAUAGUCCUACAGUCAAUGGCGAGGGUUCCUCGUACGCAUCCAGCGUGGCUUCCAUUUCCAACCGCUCAUCUCGUGCUAACAGCCUGAUUCAUCCGGGCGCCAUGACCAGUGAUGGCAGAGGUAGCAUCGUAGGUUACCCCAACGGUGUCCCCUACAGCGGCAUGCGCCCUCAUUCGGCCUCGAACCCCAUGCCCCCAAGCUACAACUUCCAGAUGGCCAAUGGCGGCCAGUUCUACCCCUCGAACGUCAAGACCGAAGAGCAGGCUCCCAGCGGCUACACUCACCAGCCCCCUCCGAUCCCCGAAAACCGCCAACCCAACGGCGUCCCUGAUUGGUCCAUGUUCGCACCUCAGCAUGCUCACGAUGGCUUCAUGACACAGUCUCAUCCAAGCCAACCACAGAUGCCCGUCAAGACUGAGGGCGGCAUGGAGGGUCACAGCUACAACUCGUCGAACGAGCAUAGCAGCGAGCAGCAGUUCUUUGGUGGACUCUACUCACAUCCGUCGGGCUUCGGCGAAGAUUCAGGUGCGCACCACCUGUCUGGUUUCCCAAACUGGAAUAUGGAUCUCGUGCAAAGCGAUCCAUUGCAGGCCAAGGCCAAUGCAUUGCUGACGUACGUCCUUUCAAACAGAACAUCCUCAAGCGAUGACGCUUGCGACGAGAUGAAGAAGUGCUUGACUGUCGACAACAUCAAGCACUUCAUAGAGAAGUUCACAAGCUUCCAGGGUCAUUGGCCUAUCAUCCACAUGCCUACUUUCGAAAUCCUCAAAGCCAACCAUGGCCUCAUCCUGACCAUCAUCUGUAUUGGUGCUGUCUACUCCGAAAAACGCGACCUAUACCAAGUGCGAAGAAUGAUGGAGCUCGUCAAAGACGCCGUCAAGAACGGUUCAAGAAUUCACAAUAUUAUCACGGGCGUCGUUCAAGAAGGUAGCCAACCUCUAGGCUCUCUCGAGUCCGAUAUUGAAGAGCUCCAGGCUUUGUACAUGCUCAAGGUAUUGUUUUGCUGGCAUGGAACUCCAAGCCAACGCGCGAAUGCCAGAAAAGACUUUGACAGUGUUGUUGAAAUUGCUCGAAGAAUGGUCAUCUCCCCUGCGGGACCCGGUCAACCUGCAUUCAGCAUCCUUCACCAACCCGGGCCCAUCUCUAACGAAGCUCUUUCUACGUGGAACUGGUCUUCCUGGAUCGCCCAAGAAAGACGAAGCAGAGUCGCCUUCACCCUUUUCUUGCUGGACGCCGCCCUUGUCAUGUAUUUCAACAACGAGCCAAAGUUUGAUCCAUUUGAGUUCCGUCUGCCGCUCCCUUGCGAUGAUGCUGCUUGGGAAGCAAAAACUGAACAAGAGUGUCGUGACGCACUUGGUUUGAACGGUCCUGCAAGACAGGCUCAUAACGUUUGCGGUAGUCAGCGACCUCGCCAGCCAGACAUGAGAAGUGCUAUGCGAGGAUUGAUGGAGGCGAACUACACAUUCUCAUCGCGAUCGACCAACGUCUACUCCAAGUUCAUUCUCAUACAUGCGCUCCUCGUGCAGAUCUGCAAAUCUCAGCGCUCAAGCUUUUUGCAGAACAUCACAGGGCAGUUUGGACACGGUGCUACAACAAGUGGACCCGGCACGCCACUUGGACAGAAUGAGUGGAUUGCCUCAGACGGCAGCAGCAAUGUUGGCACCCCAAGUGACACACCACAGAUCCAGAACGCCCAGAUCCAGCCUAUUCUCAAGUCUAUUCAGCUUGCCAUGAGCAAGUGGAAGACAAUCUGGGACAUGGAUAUAGCUGUGCAGUAUCCACACAAUGGUAUUGGAAAUCGUCGCUUCGGUUUCUCCCGAGAUGGCAUUCACUUCUUCUAUCUUGGUCAAUCGCUUUUGCGCUCGACAAAGGCCUCGGAGUGGACAGCGCCGCCUGAUCUUCGAUUCUUACAGAUCAUGGGCUUGCUCAAGAAGAUCAAAGGCUUUGUCUCAAACGAAAACUCUCAAGGUGGUCUGGAUACUGGCUCUGUUGGCGACAUUGACGACACUUACGGUGUGGGUGACCUGACCCUUGAUAUGAAACUGCUAUUCAAGCCUAUGGGAGAGGCAGACAGCCCUAUAGCUGGCGUUCGCACGGAUAUGAUACGAUGA